Messenger RNA from Rodentolepis nana, 681 nucleotides. Lineage: Eukaryota; Metazoa; Platyhelminthes; Cestoda; Cyclophyllidea; Hymenolepididae. The record is from the annotation of a GenBank genome assembly.
AUGGUUCCGACCCAAACUAUUUUGCAGCCUCUUCAGCAGCAAUUGAUUAUGGAUCCAAAUGGAGCUGCUAACGGCCAACAACCGGCAUUUGCUUUUCAGGCUCCUGAUGGAAGUAUUAUUCCAGUUCAGAUCGCUGCAUCUUCUAAUGGAGGUCCGAUUAUGUUGCUGAUGCCAACUCAAACAACUGGCCAGGGUGGUCAAACUGUCUACACAACUCAAACUAUAGCGGCUGGAGGCAAUGCAGCUACAGCAACAAUUGAUGCUUCUGGUCAAGCAACGAUGAUCACCUCUGCUGUUGAGGAUGAGAACAACCAAGCAGCUGCUUUGCAGCAACAACAAGCUGCUCAACAAGCCCAACAAGUUCAGUUGGUCCAUCAACAAGGAGUUACCGUUACUCAGACUGCUGCCAAUCAGCUUCUCCAACAAACCGCAGCCCAACAAAGUAGUGCUCCUAUGACUUCAGUUGGUCCUGAAGAACCGCUCUAUGUUAACGCCAAACAGUACAACCGAAUUUUGAAGAGACGUCAAGCUAGAGGCAGACUAGAGGCUCAGGGUCGAAUUCCCAAGGAAAGGCGGAAGUAUUUGCAUGAAUCCCGCCAUCAGCACGCUAUCAAGCGUGUUCGAAAUGCCGGUGGUAGGUUCUACUCGGCAUCAUCCAGUUACUACGAUGAAUCUCAAUGA